This is a messenger RNA of Pongo pygmaeus (Bornean orangutan), 5778 nucleotides long. RefSeq names its product anoctamin 7 (gene ANO7). The transcript is spliced from 24 exons. Lineage: Eukaryota; Metazoa; Chordata; Mammalia; Primates; Hominidae. Gene Ontology annotation, molecular function: chloride channel activity; protein dimerization activity. Gene Ontology annotation, cellular component: plasma membrane. The record is from RefSeq and is a predicted model, not a curated record. Gene Ontology annotation, biological process: calcium activated phospholipid scrambling; chloride transmembrane transport. Bases 8 to 2647 code for a protein of 879 amino acids.
GAGCAGGAUGCUGCGGCGGCGGGCCCAGGAAGAGGACAGCACCGUCCUGAUCGAUGUGAGCCCCCCUGAGGCAGAGAAGAGGGGCCCUUACGGGAGCACAGCCCACGCCUCGGAGCCAGGUGGACAGCAAGCGGCCGCCUGCAGAGCUGGGAGCCCUGCCAAGCCCCGGAUCGCAGACUUCGUCCUCGUUUGGGAGGAGGACCUGAAGCUAGACCGGCAGCAGGACAGUGCCGCCCGGGACAGAACAGACACGCACAGGACCUGGAGGGAGACUUUUCUGGAUAAUCUUCGUGCGGCUGGGCUGUGUGUAGACCAGCAGGACGUCCAGAACGGGAACACCACAGUGCACUACGCCCUCCUCAGUGCCUCCUGGGCUGUGCUCUGCUACUACGCCGAAGACCUGCGCCUGAAGCUGCCCUUACAGGAGUUACCCAACCAGGCCUCCAACUGGUCGGCCGGCCUGCUGGCGUGGUUGGGCAUCCCCAACGUCCUCCUGGAGGUUGUGCCAGACGUGCCCCCCGAGUACUACUCCUGCCGGUUCAGAGUGAACAAGCUGCCACGCUUCCUCGGGAGUGACAACCAGGACACCUUCUUCACAAGCACCAAGAGGCACCAAAUUCUGUUUGAGAUCCUGGCCAAGACCCCGUACGGCCACGAGAAGAAAAACCUGCUUGGGAUCCACCAGCUGCUGGCAGAGGGUGCCCUCAGUGCCGCCUUCCCCCUGCACGACGGCCCCUUCAAGACGCCCCCAGAGGGCCCGCAAGCUCCACACCUCAACCAGCGCCAAGUCCUUUUCCAGCACUGGGCACGCUGGGGCAAAUGGAACAAGUACCAGCCCCUGGACCACGUGCGCAGAUACUUCGGGGAGAAGGUAGCCUUCUACUUCGCCUGGCUCGGGUUUUACACAGGCUGGCUCCUGCCAGCAGCGCUGGUGGGCACACUCGUGUUCCUGGUGGGCUGCUUCCUGGUGUUCUCAGACAUACCCACGCAGGAACUGUGUGGCAGCAAGGACGGCUUUGAGAUGUGCCCACUUUGCCUCAACUGCCCUUUCUGGCUGCUCUCCAGCGCCUGUGCCUUGGCCCAGGCCGGCCGGCUGUUCGACCACGGCGGCACCGUCUUCUUCAGCUUGUUCAUGGCACUGUGGGCCGUGCUGCUCCUGGAGUACUGGAAGCGGAAGAGCGCCACGCUGGCCUACCGCUGGGACUGCUCCGACUAUGAGGACAUCGAGGAGAGGCCUCGGCCCCAGUUUGCCGCCUCAGCCCCCAUGACAGCCCCAAACCCCAUCACGGGUGAGGACGAGCCCUACUUCCCUGAGAGGAGCCGCGCGCGCCGCAUGCUGGCCGGCUCCGUGGUGAUCGUGGUGAUGGUGGCCGUGGUGGUCAUGUGCCUCGUGUCUAUCAUCCUGUACCGCGCCAUCAUGGCCAUCGUGGUGUCCAGGUCGGGCAACACCCUCCUCGCAGCCUGGGCCUCUCGCAUCGCCAGCCUCACAGGGUCUGUAGUGAACCUCGUCUUCAUCCUCAUUCUCUCCAAGGUCUAUGUGUCCCUGGCCCACGUCCUGACACGAUGGGAAAUGCACCGCACCCAGACCAAGUUUGAGGACGCCUUCACCCUCAAGGUGUUCAUCUUCCAGUUCGUCAACUUCUACUCCUCACCCAUCUACAUUGCCUUCUUCAAGGGCAGGUUUGUGGGAUACCCAGGCAACUACCACACCUUGUUUGGAGUCCGCAACGAGGAGUGCGCGGCUGGAGGCUGCCUCAUCGAGCUGGCACAGGAGCUCCUGGUCAUCAUGGUGGGCAAGCAGGUCAUCAACAACAUGCAGGAGGUCCUCAUCCCGAAGCUAAAGGGCUGGUGGCAGAAGUUCCGGCUUCACUCCAAGAAGAGGAAGGCAGGAGCUUCUGCAGGGGCUAGCCAGGGGCCCUGGGAGGCCGACUAUGAGCUUGUGCCCUGUGAGGGUCUGUUCGACGAGUACCUGGAAAUGGUGCUGCAGUUCGGCUUCGUCACCAUCUUCGUGGCCGCCUGUCCGCUCGCGCCGCUCUUCGCCCUGCUCAACAACUGGGUGGAGAUCCGCUUGGACGCGCGCAAGUUCGUCUGCGAGUACCGGCGCCCGGUGGCCGAGCGCGCCCAGGACAUCGGCAUCUGGUUCCACAUCCUGGCGGGCCUCACGCACCUGGCGGUCAUCAGCAACGCCUUCCUCCUGGCCUUCUCGUCCGACUUCCUGCCGCGCGCCUACUACCGGUGGACCCGCGCCCACGACCUGCGCGGCUUCCUCAACUUCACGCUGGCGCGCGCCCCGCCCUCCUUCGCCGCCGCGCACAACCGCACGUGCAGGUAUCGGGCUUUCCGGGAUGAUGAUGGACAUUAUUCCCAGACCUACUGGAAUCUUCUUGCCAUCCGCCUGGCCUUCGUCAUUGUGUUUGAGCAUGUGGUUUUCUCCGUCGGCCGCCUCCUGGACCUCCUGGUACCUGACAUCCCAGAGUCUGUGGAGAUCAAAGUGAAGCGGGAGUACUACCUGGCUAAGCAGGCGCUGGCCGAGAAUGAGGCUCUUUUUGGAACGAACGGAGCAAAGGAUGAGCAGCCCCAGGGCUCAGAGCUCAGCUCCCACUGGACACCCUUCACGGUUCCCAAGGCCAGCCAGCUGCAGCAGUGACGCCUGGAAGGACAUCUGGUGGUCCUUAGGGGAGUGGCCCCUGCUGAGCCCUUCGAGCAGCAUCCUUUUCGUCUUCCCUCAGGCAGUGGCUGUGUGAACCGCUGGCUGCUGUUGUACCUCAUCUCUGGGCACAUUGCCUGCUUCCCUCCAGCGCUGGCUUCUCUCCUCAGAGCGCCUGUCACUCCAUCCCCGGCAGGGAGGGACCGUCAGCUCACAAGGCCCUCUUUGUUUCCUGCUCCCAGACAUAAGCCCAAGGGGCCCCUGCACCCAAGGGACCCUGUCCCUCGGUGGCCUCCCCAGGCCCCUGGAUGCGACAGUUCUGAUCAGACAGGUGGGCUUUGUGGUCCUUGCCACCCCGGCCACAUCACCCUCUCCUCUUAUACCUGGUGACCUUAGAAUGUUGCAGAGCGCAGGGCUGUUCUCCCUCGUGUCCUCUGGACCCACCCGCCUCUUCCUGCCCUGUCCGCGCAGGGACAUCACCCAUAUGCCCCAGCUCUCGGACCCUGCAGCUCUGUGUCCCAGGCCACAGCAAAAGUCUGUUCAACCCCUCCCUCCAUUCCCAGUUAUCUGGGUCCUCUGGAUUCUUCUGUUUCUUGAAUCAGGCUCUGCUUUCCCCCUAGCCACUACAGGCAGCCUCUGACAGUGUCGCUUUAAUUGCAUUCUGCAGCAAUUACAUGUGUCCUUUUGAUCCUUGCUCAACUUCCCUCCCUCUCCCAGCUCCUGGCCCCUGGCCCAGGGCCCCUCUUGCUGUUUUUACCUCUGUUCCUUGGGGCCUAGUACACAGCAAGCACCCAAAUGGGGGAGAUUUUGGGAUGAGGAGGAAACGUGUAUACCUGUAACAUCUGGUGGCUCUUCCCCCAGAAGUUUGUGUUUACACAUAAUUGUUUUCCACGCUGGAUCAUAAUGUGACGUGCAGUUUCGCCCUGUGCUGAGGAGCCACGUGAACCUUCCCCUGGCUAACUGUUGCUACCCCGCAACAUUCCCAGUGUAGCCGUCCACUUGCUAAAAAAUGGAUCUGUGCUCAUCUGUAUUGAUUUCCUUGGAGUUCUACAAGUGGAACUUGAGUGUCAAAAAGAAUACGUGGUUUUUGGCUGAGCGUGGUGGCUCACACCUGUAAUCCCAGCACUUUGGAGGCUGAGGCGGGAGGAUUACAAGAUCAGGAGUUCAGGACUACCCUGUCCACCAUGGUGAAACCCCAUCUUUACUAAAAAUACAAAAAUUAUUCUGGGUGUGGUGGCAGGCAUCUGCAAUGCUACUUGGGAGGCUGAGGCAAGAGAAUCGUUUGAACCCGGGAGGCGGAGGUUGUAGUGAGCUGAGAUCACGCCACUGCACUACAGCCUGGGCAACAGAGCGAGACUCCGUCUUGGGAACACAUACACACAAAAAGAAUAUGUGGUUUUAAUGUGCUUUGAUGAGUACUGCCAAACUUACUCCACAUAAAAGGCCUCUUUCUCAACAUCCUCACCUGCGUUCUAUUUAACCCACCGUGAUGCCUGGCCUGAGGGCAGCGUGCUUGCUUGUAGCAUUUCUUUAGGAUUUGCCACUUGUUCACCUGCCUCUUAGGAGCACUGUGCUCUGCCUCCAUGGAAGGCCUCUUCCGGCAGGGACGAGGGCUCACAGGGUCCCGGGGCUGGACACUACCGGCCAGAGCAUGGCGGACGGCACACACAGCCCGGGGCGGGAACCUUGGAAACUUUACACAGACGGGGAGCUCAGCCAUUCCACGUGUGCUUUCGCUCAGCAGUGCUUAUUACAAACCCACGUGUACUUCCUUCCAGCUGGUUGCUUUUUAUUGUUGCUGUCUUAAACUCCAAAGUUUUAAGGUGAAUUUAUUGAAACGUAAGAAAAUGCUCAGGUCAUACAGGCUUCCAGGUGAACAAACUGUUGUAACCAGCACGUGGGUAAAAGGCAAGUUCCACAUCACCCGAUGUGGAAGCUCCCUGAUGCCCACGUGCACCCUACCCUGUGACCCUCUCCCAUCCAGAGUAGCCGCCACCUCGGCCACCAAGCAGGGAUGGAACUGGGGACUUUGUGUUUGGCGUCUGCUGUGGGACACCGCGCGAGCUCCAUCUGUGCCAAGCAUCCAUCUCAGCCCCUCCUGGCUGCUGGGCUGCUUCAUGUUUGGCUUGGGGUCAUUUUGCAGUUGUGUGCUUUGCUGUGGGUUGCAUAUUUAGGGCCCAACAGAACUGUUGGGUCGGGGUAAACAUGUUCGGCUUUUUUCUUUUUGAGAUGGAGUCUCACUCUGUCGCCCAGGCUGGAGUGCCGUGGUGCGAUCUCAGCUCAUUGCAAGCUCCGCCUCCCAGGUUCACGCCAUUCUCCUGCUUCAGUCUCCCGAGUAGUUGGGACUACAGGCGCCCGCCACCACGCCCGGCUAAUUUUUUGCAUUUUUAGUAGAGACGGGGGUUUCACCGUGUUAGCCAGGAUAGUCUCAAUCUCCUGACCUCGUGAUCCGCCCGCCUCAGCCUCCCAAAGUGCUGGGAUUACAGGCGUGAGCCACCGCACCCGGCCAACAUGUUUGGCUUUAAGAGGAACUGUCACACCCAUCUUCCCAGGUGGGAACCAGCCCAGUCAGCAGCAGGGACACCAAUUCCCUCUUGACUCUUCCCGGUAUCUCCUGCCACUCAGGUGACUGGGGUGGCUCCUCCCACUCAACGUCCCCUCCCUCCUCCUCCUCCAGCCGAGGCCUCCGCCUGCACCCCCCGCCCCCCAACUCAGUUCGUCAUAACUGACGAGCUGGGUCCAGGGUGCCAGGAAUGCCACUGAGGCUGGGAGUGAGUCCUAAAAGGGAGUGGCAGGUGCUGCUCCACAAGGACAGUUGUCCACCCUCAACGAGGAGGGCUGCAGGGCAGCUGCUGACUGGCUGGCGGCCAGAGGACAGGGACAGGCAGCCACCCUCUUGCCAUGUCCACACCUGGGGUCUCCCUCAAUGUGGCUGUCAAGGGGCCGUUGAACAGUGUCGAGAACUGCUGAGAAAAUCCCACCAAAGACGAACUACCCACGGAUGCCAGUCACCACUCCAGGGUGACGAGAAAGAGAACACACAGGCGGCAGUGUGACAAAAUGAGUCCCAGCAUGCUACAUCUGGUUUCGGGUUUUAUUUUAGAAUUUAUAAAAUUCCAGUGUCAUCCAUA